Lineus longissimus is the source of this 901-nucleotide messenger RNA. RefSeq lists its product as uncharacterized. The record is from RefSeq and is a predicted model, not a curated record. NCBI's taxonomy places the organism in Eukaryota, Metazoa, Nemertea, Pilidiophora, Heteronemertea, Lineidae. Bases 258 to 851 code for a protein of 197 amino acids. The transcript has 4 exons.
UGCGAUCUGUGCAUUAGUAUAUUCGUAUAAAAGGUCUAGUGCGUAACAAGGUCGCUUGAAUCAACGACAGGCUGUGCGGGCAGGAUGAUAGCGAGUGACGUAAAGAUUCGGGAUGAAUAUGCUGGGAUUGGUGAAUACGUAGGCCUUGGUUUCGUCUGUUUAAACUCUGUACCCGCAUAGGCUUAUACAUCCAAGAAUAUAUAUACUACUUGUAUGAAACCUACACGAGCACGGACGCAAAGUUCCGCAACUGCGAGAUGAACCAAGAAAGCAGUUGGACCACAUCGACAGCUCUGUUAUUUUUCCUUUUUAACACGGCAACAUGUAACGUCUUAGUUUGGCAGUACAUACCAGAAUUCUGGCCAGAUGACAUAACACCAGAUCGAUGGACUGGUUACAAUUACGCGCGGAGUUCGGACGUUCAAGAUUUUGUCACGGCAAGAGCCCAUUGUCGCAGCUACAGCAGACCGGGAAUAAAGGUGGACAUCCUUGGCGAUGCCUCAGAGCCUUUGGUCAAGCAUGUUUUAAACGAAGUGAGUGGCGCUGCCGAUGACGACAGGGUGUGGAAACUUCAGGAAGGCGGCCAUGACUCCUCGACAGGCAACUCGACCAUGUGCCCAGUCUACGACUUUAGGGUUGGAAAUGAAUCGUUCGCAUCCUGCCAGGACCAGUUGAAUUACGUUUGCUUCGUGAAGAAGGGACUUGAUAUGAAGACCAACCCAAAUUCGUACUGGUAUUUGUUGUUACCGGAACCAUCGUCUGCCGCAGUUAGUUCCAAUGCCAGUGUCCGGCGCCUUCUCGUGCUGUCCGCUGUUGUCCUCACAGUGUCAUUCAGGUGGAUAGAGUUCUAAUUAAUUUACGAAGACAUUGACCAAGAAAAGUCCUGACAUAUUCAAAUUUG